AUGCAGUCUUCACAAUUGAACAGUUCUCCAAGGCGGGCUAAUCCUUUUAGCCGGCACUCUCCAUCGCCUUCGCCAGGUCCCCAGGCGCUGCCAUCACGACCAAAAUCGAUGGUCUUCCCGCCAUCUAGCGGCAGUCCAGAGAAGAAAUCACAUACGCGGAACUCAUCGUUGUCACAUUUCCCAUCAGUAACCCUUACAUCUCCCCACAGCCGGGAGCGAUCAAGUUCCUUGAAGCACAAUGGCGAGGCAUCGGGGACCUUCGCUCCUCAGUUCAUCAAGUCGGAGGAACUGCGGAGAGGGGCUGAUGACAUCAAGGGAAGAGAGGGCGACAAUGACUUCUCCGGGAAGCGUUACGUGUGGCUGAAAGAUCCCGAGAAGGCCUUUAUCAGGGCCGAAGUAAUUGAGGAGAGAGACAAUGGAGAGCUUUUGGUGCAAUGUGAAGACGGUAGUCGCCGUGAAGUCAAUGUGGAAAACGUUGACAAGGUCAACCCCGCCAAAUUCGACAAAGCUGAUGACAUGGCCGAGCUCACUCAUCUAAACGAGGCGUCGGUCGUGCACAACCUGCAUAUGCGGUAUCAAGCAGACUUGAUCUACACAUAUUCAGGCCUUUUCCUGGUCACCGUGAAUCCCUACUGUUCUCUACCAAUCUAUACCAAUGAAUAUGUGAAGAUGUACAAAGGUCAGAGCAGAGAAGAUACAAAACCGCAUAUCUUUGCCAUGGCGGACCAAGCCUUCCGGAGUCUUGUGGAAGAAGGCGAAAAUCAGAGUAUACUUGUAACCGGAGAAUCGGGAGCCGGGAAAACGGAAAAUACGAAGAAGGUCAUUCAGUAUCUCGCUGCAGUAGCCACGACAGAUACGCCGGCAUCUCGGCCGGGAACCAAACAAUUUUCCAAUCUAUCGCAACAGAUUCUCAGGGCGAAUCCCAUCCUUGAAGCCUUCGGAAACGCCCAGACUGUGAGGAAUAAUAACUCAUCGCGAUUCGGAAAGUUCAUCCGUAUCGAAUUUACCCGUUCUGGUCAAAUAUCCGGAGCAUCCAUCAACUGGUACUUGCUGGAAAAAUCCAGGGUUGUGAAACCAAAUCCUCAGGAGCGAAACUACCACAUCUUUUAUCAACUCCUCCAAGGCGCUGACAAGGGAUUGAGAGAUGCCCUUCUUCUUGGCGAUCUCCAAGUUGAAGACUUCGCCUAUACCAAAGAUGGAAAUGAUUCCAUCGCCGGCGUCUCAGACGCUGAUGAAUGGAACUCCUUGAUGGAAGCGUUCCACAUCAUGAAUUUUACCGAGGAGGACCAGAUGUGCAUCUUACGUACGGUAGCCGCAGUUCUUCAUCUGGGCAAUGUGCCUGUGACCAAGGAGAGUCUCCGCGGAGAUCAAGCCGCAUUGAGUCCAGAAGCUUACGAGAUUGUGGGCAGGGCAUGCCGUCUUCUCGGUGUAGACACCGAGGAUUUCGUCAAAGGCUUGCUCCAUCCUCGUGUCAAAGCAGGGAGGGAAUGGGUCGAAAAGGUCCAAACUCCUGAACAGGUGAGAUCGGCGCUGGACGCCUUGGCCAAGGGUAUUUAUGAACGAGGCUUUGGUGAUCUUGUCAAUCGGAUAAACAACCAGCUGGACAGGAGUAGUAUAACCACUGAGGAUACUUACUUCAUCGGUGUGCUCGAUAUUGCCGGUUUCGAAAUUUUUGAAACCAACAGCUUCGAGCAAUUGUGCAUCAACUACACAAACGAGAAACUACAGCAAUUCUUCAAUCACCACAUGUUCGUCCUCGAACAGGAAGAGUAUGCCAGGGAAAAGAUUGAAUGGAAUUUCAUCGACUUCGGCAAAGACCUGCAACCUACGAUUGACCUGAUUGAGUUGACCAACCCUAUUGGUAUAUUCUCGUGCCUGGACGAAGAUUGCGUGAUGCCUAAGGCCACGGACAAGUCUUUCACUGAGAAGCUGAACUCUUUGUGGGAUCGCAAAUCGCCAAAGUAUCGAGCCUCACGCCUGAAUCAAGGCUUUAUCCUCACACACUACGCCGCUGAAGUGGAAUACACGACGGAAGGUUGGCUUGAGAAGAACAAGGAUCCACUGAACGAUAAUCUUACUCGUCUCCUUGCAUCAUCCACUGAUAAGCACGUUGCAAAUCUGUUCUCCGACUACGCUGAUCCAGAUGAUGAGCCAGGGUCUUCUAGGAGCCUUGUGAAAAAGGGGCUUUUCAGGACCGUGGCCCAGAGACACAAGGAUCAGUUGGCCAGUCUGAUGAACGACUUGCAUUCAACCCAUCCUCAUUUCGUUCGCUGUAUCUUGCCCAACCACAAAAAGCGGCCCAAGUUGUUUAAUGCGCCUCUAGUGCUGGAUCAGUUGCGUUGUAACGGAGUUCUUGAGGGAAUCAGAAUCGCUCGUACUGGGUUCCCGAACCGUCUUCUUUUUAACGAAUUCCGACAACGCUAUGAAGUGCUUUGCCGUGACUUGCCAAAGGGUUAUAUGGACGCGCAAAAUGCUACCCAAAUGAUCCUAGACAAGUUAGGCAUGGAUAAGUCGUGGUAUCGUGUCGGCUUAACCAAAGUCUUCUUCAGAGCUGGGGUUUUAGCCGAGCUGGAAGAAAAACGCGAUACCCUGAUUCGAGAGAUCAUGACGCGCUUCCAGUCAGUUGCUAGGGGCUUUAUUCAGCGCCGUAUCGCAAACAAGCGUCUCUACCGGGCCGAGGCAACUCGCAUCAUACAGAGAAAUUUCCACGUCUAUUUGGAUCUUAAAGUCAACCCGUGGUGGAGACUCUUCACGAGGAUGAAGCCACUUCUAGGGGCGACUCGGACCGCUACGGAAGUGAAGAAACGAGACGAGAAGAUUCAACAGCUCGAAGCAAAGAUGCAAAAGGAUCUGGCUGAUCGCCAACGACUAGAAGAAGAGAGACGCCGGACAGAUUUGGAGCUUCAGCGCAUGAAACAGACUCUAGAGAGUGAGCGGGCUCUUGCUCUCGAUAAGGAGGAAAUCUUUAAGCGCCUUCAAAUGCGGGAAAUCGAACUCAGCGAAAAAUUGGCUGAAGCAACUGCAGACCAAGAGAAGCUUGAAGAUCAACUUGACGAGCUUAUCGAGGCCAAGAGGAAAGCUGAGGAACAGCUUGAUCUCAGAAGGCAACAACUCGAACAAGCCGGCCAAAUCAUCGAACGACUGGAAUCCGAGAAGCAAGAGCUGCAGGAACGGCUUACCGUAUUAGACUCUCGGUUGAAGGAGAUGGAAGCUAUACACAGCGAACGGGACUCCCAGGUUCAAUCCCUCAAUCAAGAGAUCAAAAUGCUCCAAAGCCACCUCAGCUUAAAGGACCGGAAGUUACAUGAUUUGGAAGCCAAGUUGUUAAAAUCAGACCAGGAACUGGAUAUCAAGCUGGCGAAAACCACGAAGGAGCUUGAGGCCUCCAAAAAGCAAGUCAAGGAUCUCUUCGAGGAGAAUAAGGCCAUCCGACAGGAAAUUUCGGAACUAUCCGCCACCUCAACUGGAUAUGAAGAGAUGCUUCGUCGCAAGGAGGGUGAACUAUCUGUUUUGCGCAGUGAUCUCAAAAGACAUGAGGAAGACAAGAAGAACCUCGAAUCCGAGAGGGCAUCGCUUUCAAGAAGACACGAUGACAUGCAGAAACGACUGCGCGAUCUCCAAGCGGAGGUGGACGCUAUGAAAGCCGAAAAGUCGAAUCUAGAACGCGAGGCUGCAGAUGUGAAGAAACUGCUGGAGGCCAAAAUGUCUGAAGAUGCUGAGGCUGGUCAAAGCAGGAAGAUCCUCGAACAGCAAAUUCAGGACUUGAAGGCGCAACUCUUCCAAGUUCAGGCAGAACUGAGCCGGGAGCGCCAAUCCCGAGAUGACGUUCAAAUGCUUGGGGAGCAUAAAUACGCAGAAUUGAAAGAGAAAUAUGAUUCCUUGAAUGAAGCCAAGAUCAUCAUUGAGAAGGAGAUGUACAUUCAGCAGGAUACCCUCCGUCGCGCCACAGAGGCCCGAAAUGCAGCUGAACAGGCGCGCAAAGAGCUCCAAAAUGAACUCAUCAAGCUUCGUGAACGAUUUACUAACGUUGAAAAAGCCCGACUGGAUGCUGAAAGUGCCAUUGAGCAAAAAAUCAUGAAGCAGGCCAAUGAGAGACAGGCAAGUUUGCGGAAGGAUCUCGAAGCGAAAUCCAAACAGCUCGAGGAAGUCGAAGCAGAGAGGACACGUCUGUCAGCGAAGGUCCAAGAACUGACUCAGACCAUCGCGGAUACUGAGGCGUUCCGUUUGCGUCACGACCAACACAAGGAGCGACUGGAGCGCGAACUUGUGACCCUGAAAGGCCGACUUGCAGCAUCUGAGAACGACAACCGGGCUCUCUUGAAUAAGAUCCAGCAAAAGAACCUGGAAGUCGCAAGGUCAAAUUCUAGGGUAGGGGAGAGUCAACGGCAGCGCAUAACGCAGCUUCAGAAGGAGAAGACCAAAUUGGAAGAGGAGUGCAAGAAAUUGCAACGGCAGCUGGGAGAUGCGCAACUCACCAUCACAUCCCUGGAGAAGCAGAAGGAGAAACUGUCCUUGAGUCUAGAAGAUCUCAAUCAUGAAGUGCAACGAGAGCACAAAGCCAGUCGGAAUGCCGAGAAGGCCGCUUCCACGGCCAGCAUUCAACUAGCAGAAGCCAACAGGAACCUGGAAACGGAGAGACAAUUACGCACUCAGGCACAGGCGAACACCCGCAAGCUGCAAGCUGCUCUAGAUCAAGCGAACAAAGAGAUAGAAGACUGUCACCAGCAGUUAAUGGUCUUGCACAAAGUUUUCGAUCCUGAGGUUGACGAGAACCCUAAGUCCUGGGAAGCAGUCCAGCCAGACCUGUCCAAGAAAGUCGAUCUGGCACACCUUCUGGAAAUGGCGCACAACGAGCUGCGUGUGGCCGAGGAGAAAUAUGCCCGAGCAGAAAGCCAGUUGGCUGAGAUGCGCCGCCGCCACGCAGAUGAAAUGAAGGAACUCGACGCACGUUAUGCAUCAUCCAAACGAGCUCUGCUCGAGGAAAUCGACCAGAAUCAAAUGGCCAUGACCCGCUCCCCUAACCAUGUGCGCAAGAACUCGGACACCGUGAAGAGAUAUUCUAAUCCCACGACGCCUAAUCGACGAUUCAAUUUCAAUGAGUCAGCUCAAGAUUCCGGUCGAUCUGAUCGCACUGUCGAUACCGCGACGUAUCAAAAGCGGAUGGACAUGGCGGCGGAGAUCGAAGAGCUUCAGAACAAACUUCAGAUGAGUGAAAUGCAAAACCGGCAUCUGCAGAAUCAGCUGCAAAUGGUGACACCAAACCGGGACAUGUGGCAGGAUGACAGUCCCUCCAUUCGGCGGAUGCAGAUGCUGGAGCGCGAAAAUGGCCGGCUCCACGAGCAGUUGGAUGAUUCCGCGAAGAAGGUCUCCGCUCUUGAACGCAUGAUCCAGACUGGGGAGCUAUCCUUGCGUGACGUGCAGGCCAAGUCUCACGAAGAACUGUUCGAUUUGCUGAAUUCCCAGGAACAAUCAAGGAAAGCCCUGCUCAAUGUGCACAAAAAUGCCAUGGCGGAGUUGACGGAAGCGAAAGCCCAAUUUGAAAAGCUGAAGAGGGCUAAAGCAAGUUUGGAGGUGGAACUCCGAGACGCUCGAUCUGAUCUCCAGGAACUUCAGCUUGCUAGAGAACAGGACGCUGCCAGCAGAAAUCAGCUUCUUCAGGAAUUCUCCGAUCUUCAGAUCCGUCUCGAUGCGGAGUCGUCGAAGGUUAUUGAUCUCACCUCCAGUUUGAACCUGUACAAGAGUCGUGCCGACGAAUACUUCAGCAAGCUGGAGCAGGCGGAGAUUGCUGUGCUCAAGGCCGCUCGGGCGGAACAGUUCGCGAAGGCUCAAGCUAAAGAGGCGGAGGAGACAUGUGCCAACAUCAUGGCUGAACGCAAGCGCAUGGAUGCACUUGUUGAAGAUCUCCAACGGCAGACACAGUUGUACGAAGAAAAGAUCGAAGACCUCUCAGCGGACUUGGAAGGCGCUCUUCAAGCUAAACGGCGGCUCCAAAACGAACUGGAAGACUACAGAAACCAGCGCGCCAUGGACAUUGAGGAGAAGGAAGCUUCUUUGGAGCAGACUAGAAAGAAAUACCAGAGAGAAUUCUCCACUUUGACGAACGAGCUCGAGAUCGAACGUGAGAACCUGCUCCACGUCCGCGAAGAGAACUCCCGACUACGCGAAGAGCUUGAAGAUCUUCGCAGCAAGUGGGACAAUGAAGUGCUCAACAGCUCGACUUGGGCCAAGGAGAAAGCUCGCAUGGAGAUGACCCUCCAAGAUGUGUCUACGUCGCGCGAUGAGGCAGUUAAUGCCCAUAAUGAGGCUCAAAGCAAGGUCGUCUCUUUGCUUUCUCAAGUACGGAAUCUGCGGACGGAGAUCGAGGACGUCACAGCUGAGCGAGACAUGCUGCUCAAGGAGAAGAAGAUGCUUGAAGCCCGGCUUACUGAGGCUGGAGAACGACUCGAGGACCUCGCCAAAGGAGAAAGCCCAUCCAUGCGUAAUGCUGCUGGUAUGGAUCGGGAGAUCCUGGAGCUCAAAUCGAAACUUGCGCAGCAAGAAGAUGUUUCCGCUGCGGCUGUUGGCAAGAUGAGACGAGCGGAGGCACUGGCUGCGGAAAUGCAGAAGGAGCUGACAGCCGAGCGCGAGUCCAACGCACAGCUCUUCAAGGAGAAGGCCGCACUGGAGAAGCAGCUCAAGGAGGUGCAAUUGAAAUGUGUGGAUCUUGAGACCAAGGGCUACUCGUCAGCAAGUCAAGACAUCAAAUUCCUGCACAAGAGAGUUAAAGAGCUCGAAACGCAGCUGGAAGAGCAGGAAAACAAACGCAAUGCGGAGCAGCGCUCUGUUCGGAACGUUGAUCGCACUGUCAAGGAUCUUCAGGCUCAGAUCGAACGGCGGGACAAGAUCAAUGCCCAGCUCAACGAUGACAUCAACAAGGCCCGCGACAAGAUCGAACGGCUUCUCCAGACGAUUGAAGAGCUCCAGUCAAGUGACUCACAAAACCAGCUCCAGGCCCGCCGGGCGGAACGGGAGCUCCGGGAGGAACGAGAGAAGUGUCUCCGACUGGAGAGAGAACUGGAGGGUUGGAAAGCCCUCCGCGUCGAGAGGGGAACACGGCCCAGCGGUGUGGCAGGGUUCAGCGAUGUCGGAAGCCGCAGGGGCAGUGGUGUUUUUGUUGGAUCCAAUGCCAACGGUGGUAUUGAGGUGCCUCAGAGGAAGACCAGCAACACCAAAGGAUUCUUGUGA
This is a messenger RNA of Rasamsonia emersonii CBS 393.64, 7224 nucleotides long. Its product is annotated as Myosin ATPase. The record is from RefSeq and is a predicted model, not a curated record. Bases 1 to 7224 code for a protein of 2407 amino acids. NCBI's taxonomy places the organism in Eukaryota, Fungi, Ascomycota, Eurotiomycetes, Eurotiales, Trichocomaceae. The transcript has 5 exons. Gene Ontology annotation, cellular component: myosin complex. Gene Ontology annotation, molecular function: cytoskeletal motor activity; ATP binding; actin filament binding.